AUGCGGAUUCCCUUCUGCCUCAGAGGGGAAAUUGCCACAUCCAUGCACUUCAUGAAAGUGGUGUCUGAUGCUGCAGGACAAGGCAUCACCAUCACAGGAGACAAAACCUUCAACAACUGGAAUUGGCCCAAUGCUGUCAUCUUUGCAGCUACAGUUAUUACAACUAUAGGUUAUGGAAAUAUUGCACCUAAAACACGUUCAGGGAGGGUUUUCUGUAUCUUUUAUGGUCUUUUUGGAGUGCCGCUGUGUUUCACAUGGAUCAGUGAACUUGGAAAGUUUUUUGGAGGAAGAGCUAAACACCUUGGGCAAUAUCUUACUAAGAAAGGGGUAACAUUGCGGAAAACACAGUUCACCUGCACAGCUGUCUUUCUGUUAUGGGGUGUGUUGGUGCAUUUAGUGAUUCCUCCAUUUGUAUUCAUGUCUCAAGAGGGCUGGACCUAUAUUGAGGGCUUGUAUUUUUCUUUUGUCACUUUGACAACUAUUGGAUUUGGUGAUCUUGUAGCAGGUGUUGACCCCAAUGCUGACUACCCUACUCUGUAUCGGUAUUUUGUAGAGGUGUGGAUUUAUCUUGGUCUGGCAUGGCUGUCUUUGUUUUUCAAUUGGAAGGUGCGCAUGGUUGUGGAGGCUCACAAAGCUCUAAAGAAACGCCGUAAAAGGCGCAAACUUUCUCUGGAUGAGCUACAGGCAAGUCACAAGACCCUACAUCUGCCACCAACUCCCAAUGAUGUCAACAUCUUUAGCUUCCUGUCCAGGAAAAAAGAAGAUUACAAUGACUUAAUCAAGCAGAUAGGUGUUGAGAAGGAAGGAGAAGAUCAAUGUGUCAGCUUCAUCACUGGAAGCAAGAAUAAAGCACCAAACCGCUCAAAGAGCUGCAGUGAUAGUUAUUCCAUUAAUGGAAAUUACAUUAUCAGUCUAGACCACUCACCUCGACAGAAACGCCACUAUAGCUUCAGUGAUAGAGUUAAUGUAGCUCUCUCAAAAUCCAACAGUUACCUUCUUAGCCAAGAGGAAUGUCUUCUCAUGAAUGAAAUGCAUGGGGAAGAAGAGACAGACACUGACCUAGACUGUAUAAGAAUGUAUGGGAAUCAGUUGGACAAGGAGGCAGGAGAGAAACACAAAUGUCUAGAACAUGGAGGAUGCAGCGAUGGCCGGAUCACAUGGGACUCCAAAAGUUACCAGACCCUCAUGUUUCCCAAUGCCAACAUUACCUUUAUUGAUGAAGAGAAUUUGCUAAACAACAACCUGGAGAAUGAUGAUAAUGACUUUAUGCCUAAGUUUUCAACUGCUGAUGAGACCGAUUUCAAAGAGGAACAAGGCUCGGAAUCUGAGACCUCCGUAUUCACCACAGAUGGGUCGGACCAUGGCCACUCCUAUGAACAGCUGGUGGAAGAGUAUUCCAAAGAGGACAACACUGACAUUUGAUUCUGUCUCCUUUCUUAAACCUCAGUAAAGUUUUUGUUUCAUGAAAAACCCGAAAUGAUGGUGAAAACUAUAGAAAUAUAAGGUUUUACACACAGCCCUUUUCCCAAUCACUCCUUU
Molecule: messenger RNA, 1539 nt
Organism: Sinocyclocheilus anshuiensis
Lineage: Eukaryota; Metazoa; Chordata; Actinopteri; Cypriniformes; Cyprinidae
Product: potassium channel subfamily K member 5-like
Exons: 5
Coding region: 1-1422 (473 amino acids)
Biological process (GO): potassium ion transmembrane transport; stabilization of membrane potential
Cellular component (GO): plasma membrane
Molecular function (GO): outward rectifier potassium channel activity; potassium ion leak channel activity
Source: RefSeq, a predicted model, not a curated record